UCUCCGAGGUUCUGCCGGCGCUGUAUCGGAAGUUGGUCUGUCCUACAGACUAUCGGACGCUGUUUGGCCAUGGACGCUAGUUUCAAACUCAAGAGCAGCCUGAAGGCCGGCUUGCUGCAGAAUCAAGUGGCCAUCGUCACGGGAGGAGGCACAGGCAUCGGAAAGGCCAUCGCGACCGAGCUUCUGCACUUGGGCUGUAAUGUGGUCAUUGCGUCCCGUAAGUUUGAUGUAUUAAAAUCUGCUGCAGAUGAACUGAAGACUCUCUUGCCCCCUACCAGCAAGUCUCAAGUCACUCCCCUACAGUGCAACAUCCGCAAAGAAGAGGAGGUGAAUAAUUUGGUCAAAUCUACCUUAGAUAUUUAUGGCAAGAUCGAUUUCUUAGUAAACAAUGGAGGAGGCCAGUUCUUUUCUCCUGGUGAAAGCAUCACUUCAAAGGGAUGGCAUGCUGUCAUUGAAACCAACCUGUCAGGAACCUUCUACCUGUGCAAAGCAGUUUACAACUCCUGGAUGAAAAAGCAUGGAGGAUCUAUUGUCAAUAUUACUAUGCUUACUAAAAAUGGAUUUCCAGGAUUUGCGCACAGCGCAGCUGCCAGAGAAGGUGUUUACAAUCUCACCAAAACCUUAGCCUUGGAAUGGGCCAGCAAUGGAGUAAGGAUCAACAGCAUUGCUCCUGGAGUUAUUUAUUCCCAGACUGCUUUUGACAACUAUGGUUAUUUGGCAGAAGACCUUUUCAGAAAACACUUGCAGAGAAUCCCAGCUAAAAGAUUUGGAGUUCCUGAGGAGGUCUCCUCCUUGGUAUGCUUCCUGCUCUCUCCAGCAGCUUCCUAUAUCACCGGACAAUUGGUAGAGGUCGACGGAGGCCUAUCUCUGUAUGGUCCUGUAUGUGAGAUACCAGAUCAUGACAACUGGCCCGAGGGACCAGGUGACCUUUCUGUUGUCAAAAGGACGAAGAUGUCUUUAAUGCCUAAAACCGAAAAACCGAGCUCUGAACUAGGGGAAGAAGGAGGUGUCCUAUGUCCCCAAAUGCCUUAACGUCUCAAGAAUGCACUUCUGUACCUUAUAGGAGCUUAUAGUUUAUAUGGAAAAAAUACUUUCUGCAUUUUAAAUGUUAUCAAUUGUGUCUAUGCAAAAACUAUUCCUGAAAUAAAUGCAUUUUUAAAGUCCAAACCAAUGCCCUUUAGCCUUUGAUUUAAAGGAAAUUUUUUAAGAAUGGAAAUUAACAUCCUUUAUGAUUAUACUUUUUAUUUCUAAGAAAGGUAUUUGAAAAAUGAAAUAAUUUCAAAUUAAUAAUAGAGGUAUCAUGAUCUCCCAAAAGGUUGUAAUAUGUAAUUAUAAAGGUAGGCAAUAAAUCUAAUUGUGGCAUCAUUAUGAUUCUGACAGCUAGAGUUAUACAGUGACUCAUUUUACCUGGCAAGUAUUUUUGUAUCAAUAAAGCUUUAUGGUAAUUAUC
Messenger RNA from Pteropus alecto (black flying fox), 1450 nucleotides. It is a transcript of the gene PECR, whose product is annotated as peroxisomal trans-2-enoyl-CoA reductase. Gene Ontology annotation, molecular function: trans-2-enoyl-CoA reductase (NADPH) activity. Lineage: Eukaryota; Metazoa; Chordata; Mammalia; Chiroptera; Pteropodidae. Bases 70 to 1032 code for a protein of 320 amino acids. The record is from RefSeq and is a predicted model, not a curated record. Gene Ontology annotation, biological process: phytol metabolic process. The transcript is spliced from 8 exons. Gene Ontology annotation, cellular component: peroxisome.